Messenger RNA from Cloeon dipterum, 718 nucleotides. It is a transcript of the gene Chrac-14, whose product is annotated as DNA polymerase epsilon subunit 3 Chrac-14. Bases 159 to 572 code for a protein of 137 amino acids. The record is from RefSeq and is a predicted model, not a curated record. The transcript is spliced from 3 exons. Gene Ontology annotation, biological process: leading strand elongation; heterochromatin formation; DNA damage response. Gene Ontology annotation, molecular function: chromatin DNA binding; protein heterodimerization activity. Gene Ontology annotation, cellular component: epsilon DNA polymerase complex; CHRAC. NCBI's taxonomy places the organism in Eukaryota, Metazoa, Arthropoda, Insecta, Ephemeroptera, Baetidae.
GGAAAUAUUUCCGGUGAUUGUUGGUACUUAUUUUAAUCGUGUACGGGGUGGGGGAACCGCGAAUCCUCAGCUGUUUGUUUUGCCGCCGCUUUCGACGCUCGAUUUGGUUAUUAAAACAGGAAAUAUCCUCGUUAUUAAGACUCAUUUGUUUACUCACGAUGGCCGAACGACCUGAAGACCUCAACCUGCCACUGUCAGUCGUGUCUAGGCUAGUGAAGGAGGCGCUGCCAGAAGGCGUAAACUUGUCCAAAGAAGCGCGCGUGGCUCUGGCCAGGUCUGCGUCUGUGUUCGUCCUUUACCUCACCUCCUCAGCCAACAUGCUAGCGUCCAAAGACAAGAGAAGCACAAUAAGAGGCCAGGAUGUCAUGAAAGCGCUGGAUGAGACAGACUUUUCGCAUUUUGAAGAUCCACUGAGGAAAGCUUUGAAUGCAUUCCAGAAGACAGUCAAGGACAAAAAGGUAGCUUCUGAACAAAGGAAACAACAGAGGAAGAGCGACGCAAACAAGGAGACGACUACACCUAAAGAGGCUGAGGAAGAGGUGAUUGAUUUAGCUGAAGAUGAAGAAAAUUGACCGCCUUGUUGUUGUUUUAAACGAAAAGACAUUGCCAUGAACUGCGCGCACUUUGCUUUUCAACUAUUUAUGCUGCGAAACUCAUCUCUGGUCCACAAUUCUGGGAGGUGUUCUCAUUAAAAUCACGGGCAAAUUUGUAACUGGAA